Molecule: messenger RNA, 1572 nt
Organism: Postia placenta MAD-698-R-SB12
Lineage: Eukaryota; Fungi; Basidiomycota; Agaricomycetes; Polyporales; Adustoporiaceae
Exons: 10
Coding region: 1-1572 (523 amino acids)
Source: RefSeq, a predicted model, not a curated record
AUGGCGGCUGCAUUUCUGCCGCAAAUGCUCUGGGGAUGGGCGGGCGCAUCGUCACACAUGACGGAGGACCCUGGCGACCAAAUCGAAGCAGCCGAUACAGCCGCACCCCGUCGCCAUCCCUGGUGCCUGCAUUUUGCGUCGGUGGAUUCCUCCGAGAAUUCGCCAGGGCCCAGCGCACUGCAGCUAUCGCCCGCGUCGCGUGCGGCGCGGUUCUGCCGGGUGCCAGUGCUGUUCAGCCAGCCGUUUAAUCGCGGUCGUUCGCGUAGCCAGACGGAUAGCGCAUCCGCCAUCCGCAUCCGCACCCGCAUCCGCCGCGUCGACCAGCGUGAGCGUCGACCAUACGCAGUACUGUUGCACACCGUCGGCCCCGAUACGAUCAUCGCGCGUCGGCACGGUUUUACUAUCACACAGGGAGUCAGGACGUCCAGAUGCGCGCGACGAGCCCCCGCACGCGCGGGUGCGGGUGUGCGUGACCUCGCUGCUGGCAUGGAGACUGUGGCGGAUCCGCGCCUGCUCGAGUGGUACGGACGACGGACGUGCGGCCCUGCUGCGCCGCGGCAGUUGCUGCGAAGUGCACGGACGCCGACGUCCAGACGCGACACGCAAAAAAGCCACCGCGCCCUCUGCACUGGCCCUUACACGUCGGGCAGAACGAGCCGCCUCUCGAGCACGAACAAGCACGCACACACCGGGCUAGGGCUCACGGUGCACAGCUGCGGACGAGAAGACCGUCCAGAUGCAUCGUGGCUCUCGCGGGCCUGCUGCGAUCGACCAUCCGCGCUCGGCGCUGGCGUCAGCGCGAGCAACUGCGUCAAAACGUUCGCCAAGGUGAAUGGCGCGCCUGGCCUGCGCCGCGCGCUCGACCAUUCAACAUGCAAAUGGAGCGCCGCAUUAGCGGCGGACGAUGCGCGCCUGUUGCCAUCGGUGACUGUGAGGCCCGACUGGAGGCAGCGCCUAUGGGCCGCCCCCGCGCUGGGCGUCUUCGAAUUCGUAGUGUCCUAUUAUGGACGGCGUCAAGACCUACGCUGCCUUCUUGGUGCACCGGGACAGAGGCGAGGACAGCCUCCCCCAAUGCGGGCACGGCGCCUUGCACGGGAUGUAGCGGUGGCGCCUGUCAAACUAGCUGUAUGGCAAGAAGAGCAGAUCCCGCCGCAGAUCACCACCGCGAACACGCUCGAGCCACAGCGAAUGGACAGCGACACCCAUUUCUGGAUGGGCGGUUUCUGCUCACAGCUCAGGCUUCUCUUCUUCUCUGCAUACAGGGAUAUCAUCCUGCACGAAUGCAAUACGCCGCCUAGACCCUUGAUCCUGUUAUUCAUGUGUGGUACGACGCCUGCGGACGCAAUUUCGUCCGGGCCUCCUUGUUGCACUAACCUAGGCCAGUCUGCGGUCAGCGCCGCUCCUAGCGCAGAUGACCUCCCUGCGAACCUAUUAUACGUCUUUGUCAACUCGCGCCACUACCGCGGGAGCGCGUUCCCGCCAUCCUGUAUCUGUACACCACCAGAUUGGCGCAGCUGCUCUGUAGGGCUUUCCGUCCCACCCGCCCCGAUCACCUCUGUGGCACCCGUCUGA